This is a messenger RNA of Mastomys coucha (southern multimammate mouse), 3096 nucleotides long. RefSeq names its product fucosyltransferase 2 (gene Fut2). Gene Ontology annotation, cellular component: membrane. NCBI's taxonomy places the organism in Eukaryota, Metazoa, Chordata, Mammalia, Rodentia, Muridae. Gene Ontology annotation, biological process: carbohydrate metabolic process. The transcript is spliced from 4 exons. The record is from RefSeq and is a predicted model, not a curated record. The coding region runs from base 301 to 1344 and encodes 347 amino acids. Gene Ontology annotation, molecular function: galactoside 2-alpha-L-fucosyltransferase activity.
UGAAGAGCCAAGCUGGAAGGCACACUGAGCCACCAGUCUGCAGAGCCACCCUGCCGCCCAUUCUCUUACUGUAGCCAGAAGAGCAGACCCAGCAGCUCUGGAAAAGGAAGGCCCAACUUUCCUAUGGAAUGAACUCAGCAGGCAGCUGCAGCCUUGAGGACAGAGCUGGUUUGCUCGUUGCUAUCAGCAUAAAGGACUGCUGGAGACCCUGGAUAGACGCUACCUUGAUCUCCCAGAGACUGGAGAGUCCCACCUGGGAUCCUUAUCUGUGAACUUUCAGCUAAGGCACAUCUAUCAGCCAUGGCCAGCGCCCAGGUACCUUUCUCCUUCCCUCUGGCCCACUUCCUCAUCUUUGUCUUUGUGACUUCCACCAUCAUCCACCUCCAACAACGAAUAGUGAAGCUCCAACUCCUGUCAGAGAAGGAAUUACAGACGAUUCAAAUGUCCUCGCCAAACACCACAAGCACAGAGAAGCAGCUGAGUGGCGAGCUGCAGGGCAUGUUCACGAUCAAUUCCAUUGGCCGCCUGGGGAACCAGAUGGGCGAAUAUGCUACAUUGUUUGCACUGGCCAGGAUGAACGGUCGACUUGCCUUCAUCCCCGAAUCCAUGCACAAUACUCUAGCCCCCAUCUUCAGGAUCAGCCUCCCGGUGUUGCACAGCCACACAGCCAGAAGGAUCCCAUGGCAGAAUUACCAUCUCAACGACUGGAUGGAGGAGCGCUACCGCCACAUCCCCGGACACUAUGUGCGCUUCACAGGGUACCCGUGCUCCUGGACCUUCUACCACCACCUUCGCCCAGAGAUCCUGAAGGAGUUCACCCUGCACGACCACGUGCGUGAGGAGGCCCAGGCCUUCCUGCGAAGUCUGCGGGUGAAUGGAAGCCAGCCGAGUACCUUUGUGGGUGUUCAUGUGCGCCGAGGGGACUAUGUGCGUGUCAUGCCUAAGGUGUGGAAGGGCGUGGUGGCUGACCGGGGUUACCUGGAAAAGGCCCUGGACAGGUUCCGAGCACGCUAUUCAUCUCCAGUUUUUGUGGUCACAAGCAACGGUAUGGCCUGGUGCCGGGAGAACAUCAACGCCUCCAGAGGGGACGUGGUGUUUGCAGGCAACGGUAUUGAGGGCUCACCAGCCAAAGACUUCGCACUCCUCACCCAGUGCAACCACACCAUCAUGACUAUUGGAACCUUUGGGAUUUGGGCUGCCUACCUGGCAGGUGGUGAUACCAUCUACCUAGCCAACUACACCCUUCCGAACUCUCCAUUCCUCAAAAUCUUUAAGCCAGAGGCAGCCUUCCUACCGGAGUGGGUGGGCAUUCCUGCAGAUCUGUCCCCACUCCUUAAGCACUAACACCAGCCUGUCCUUGGUCCCACUUCUACCUCAAGGCAGCAGAAGUUACUUGUUACAUCCCAGGAAGAGCCUUCUACUGGGAAGAUGUGAGCAUUGGGCUGCCAACGAGAAGUACUAACACGCUCAGAAAACCUAUUUACAUGUUAGAUACCGCCAGCUCCAACAUUCAUUAACAGUUCAGACAUCAUCAAUGGCCCCUGCUCCUGAAAACUCCUUGCCAGCCUUCACCUUUUCUCAGCAGAGCUGUCACAUGGCGCCAGAAGAGCUGCCACUCGCAGACAGCCACUUCCAGAGGCAGCAAGAAAAGGUGCAUUGUCGUCUUUACUUUAGGGUCCUUUUGAUGGGUGAGACAAACUUACAUUUGUCAACUUUUUGUCAUUAGCAUUUCCAUGGUGGGGCAGCAUGUGACAGGGCAGCAGUCAUAUAGGAAGUCUGAGAAAGGAGAGGAGGCCGGCUUGCUCUUUUUGUAGCAACUGCCUUUCACCAACAGACUGGAGUCUGCUGAGAACUGUGAACCCCUUUAAAGGUGGUGCCUUCGGUGACCUAGGAACUUCUCAUAGUCUGUUAAAAUUCUAUUUUUUAAAUUAUGGAUAUAUGUGUGGGUGUGUGCAGUACCUUCAGAGGCCUGACCUGGGUGUUGGGUUCCUGGAACUGGAGUCAUAAGCAGCUGGCUCUGCCUCUCAAAGGCCUCACCAUCAGCACACAGAGGACAAAAGGCCAGUCUGGUGAAAGCCAUACCUCUCCAAGCAUCCAACUAGCUCCUCUGUCCCCUUGAUUAGAGUUGUGUCACCGUGUGCCCACUUGGCUCACUAUGAGUCAAGGGGAAGGAGAAUGCUGGAAUUGGUUUAGCCUGGGGUCCAAAGUCAGAGUUAUUCACUGCACAAGGGCACUUGAUCAAAAGGAUGUGGGUGCUACCAUGAGCCCACAGCCCCCUCAGCAAGUUGCUUAACUUUGGGGCUCGGUCCACGAAGGGCUCCUUCUUCGCCUACUCUGUCCAUCUGAGAAGAGCUGUGUGAGCGGACUUCAGAUACACGUCCACCUCUGCAGCCCUGGCGGGAUACCCCAGGCCUAGGGAACUCCUCCAGAUGUUUCAGAGUGUCUUACCAUCUUGUUACACUUCACAUGUGAGCACACACCAUGCUAUUCCUCUCAAAGUUAAAGAAUACAACCUACAUAGCCACCAUCAUGAAAACAGCCAGGGGAUCUGGCUAGGGUGGGGUGGGUGUGGGGUGGGGGGGCAGCCUUGAAAAGGUGUUAUCUCGGGGCAGCAGAAUCCCAAGGUAUCUCUCCAGACACCCUGCUAAGUUAGGGGUGCUGAUCCUGUGCGUGAGAAGAAGCACAUGCCUUUCACCCUUGCACUGUGAAGGCUAAGCCAGGAGGCCAGCCUGGUCUAUAUCCUGAGACCCUGUCUCAAAAAAGAAAAUUCUCAAACUGGGUGUAGCGGUGCACAUCAGGAGUCCCAGCAUUAGGUGAGUGCAGAAAGAUCAGGAGUUGGAAGUCAUCCACAGCUACACAGGGAAUGCAGACCAGUUUGAGGUGUAUGAGGACCCCAUACCCCACCCCCAAAACAGAAAGAAAAUUACAAAAUCUAAGCUCGGCAGUGGUGGCAUACACUUAGGAGGCAGAGGCCGGUAGAUAUUUGAGUUUGAGGCUACUAGCCUGAGAUACACAGAAAUCCUAUGUCAACCUCCCCCCACACACACUUUUUUUUUCAAAACCCGAAGCAAAUAAAAAUGUGUUUCUCCAUCAUAA